GUUUCAAAUUAAAACAAAUCGGAGAAGCUUGAAAAUUUAAAACCAGGACCUUCCCCUAUAAAUAGCAACCUUAACCUGCAUUUUAUUUACACCAAGAAAACGAUCAGUUCAGCUCUAUAUAUAUAUACAUAUAUACGUAUAUAUAUAUACUCUUUUUUUUCGACCAUUCGUUUUAGCCCAAACCAAGCCCUUAAAAUACUUCUCAAACCUUCCCCUUCAUGAGACGAAUCCAACGGUGAAAGAAUCGUAGAAAACGGUCGUGAAACGAGGAAGAAAAGCCUCGCCGGAGUUUCGCCGGGGAAAAACAUUUCGACGGAAAACGGAGAAGAGGGAGGAGCUGCCGCCGCCGCCGUACCACCUCUGACCUUCGCCGCCCUGCUACCACCAUUUUCGGCCGUUCGCUCGUCCAAACGGAGUGAAUACUUAGAGACCCAAAUUGAAGAAGAGAAUUAGGAGCAUCGGGACUUAAGAAUAUGCCGCCUAGGAGAGAAGUCCCCACAGCACCAACUAAUGCUGAGCUGGCGCUGACCAUGCAACAUUUUGCUCAAACGUUAAGCACAUCGUUUCUCCAGAACCAGCAAACCAGCAAUGACGCCUCUAAGAGGGUAGCAGCUCGGAAUCCACCGAGUUACCAAGGUCAAGAGGAUCCUCUCAUCCUUGAAGAUUGGAUACGCUCCUUUGAUAAGUUGUUCGAGGCAGUUAACUGCCCGGCGGAACAACGAGUUGACAUCGCCGCCUACUACUUGCAUCAGGAGGCCGACAACUGGUGGGCCACUGAUGGACCAGCCUUACGUCAGCAACCAAAUCUUUCUUGGGAGUCAUUUAAGGAGGCUAUGAGGGAAAGAUUUUAUCCCGAACAUGUCAAAGCAGAGAAAUAUGAGGAGUUUUUGUAUCUCAAACAAGGAGAUAUGUCAGUCCAGGACUAUUACGCCAAGUUUGUGGCGUUAGCUCGGUUCGCACGUGCUCUAGUUCCAGACGAGAACAGCAAAGCCCGAAAAUUCAUCCAUGGCCUGAAUUUCGACACUCAGAAGGCUGUAAGUGUGCUAGGAUGCCAGACGUUGAACGAAGCCUAUACGAAAGCUGCUCUUCACUAUAGGGUUCAACGAC
Molecule: messenger RNA, 1107 nt
Organism: Cuscuta europaea
Lineage: Eukaryota; Viridiplantae; Streptophyta; Magnoliopsida; Solanales; Convolvulaceae
Source: the annotation of a GenBank genome assembly